Molecule: messenger RNA, 1222 nt
Organism: Closterium sp. NIES-67
Lineage: Eukaryota; Viridiplantae; Streptophyta; Zygnematophyceae; Desmidiales; Closteriaceae
Source: the annotation of a GenBank genome assembly
CUCCCCCAAACCAACGGCACAACAUGACCCCACAACCACAUUACACUCCACCAGCGGUUCAAUUAGUUACCCUACUCUCUUAGACGUGAUUGCUAGAUGGCCCAGCUUCACAAAUCCUCGUGUGAGCCUGCUGGUAUGGGCGGAUCUCUCUCUCCUUCCUCGCUGCUCAAGACCAGCUCCUUGCCCGUGCUUCCCUCCAACGUUCUUCUCCACCCGGCAGCACCCACCGCGGACCUCUCGCUCGUGUCCACGCUGUGCGACUGCACCAUCCACCCGGCCUCGUCGUCGCUCAACCCCAUCGCCGCCAUUUCCUCUCCCUCCCGCCUCCAGCGCCGUCUCUACUAUUGGGACGCAGCCUGCCACGGCAGCAGUCCUCGCCGGCCCGCUCUCGUGCGCACGCAGUCGUGCGCCACGCCGUCCGUCGCGCUCGAGCUCGCCGCCGAGCAGGCCGCCUCGUCGUCGCCGUCGUGCCGCCGGACGCUCUCGUGCCCGCAGUGGGCCACUCGAAGCGCAGUUGCCGGGGCCACUUCGGAGCCUGCUGCCGUUUCGACCCGGGCAUGCGAGUUGUGCUCGGCGCCCGCUGCUCCUUCCGUGGCCCGCGCGCGCAUGGCGCUCUCUGACGCCAGAGCCCCCUCGGCGUCGUCGACUCGUCACGUCGCCCCGUGCGUGGGCGUGCCGCGCGCCGACGAGUCCGUCUUCCACUGGGCCGCGCGCACGCGGAUUCAACGGGCGCAAGCUGCGCUCGCCGAUUGACAUGUCAGUUUUCCGCCGCACCAGCGUGGAGUUUUCCUCGCGGCCCCAACGUCGACCCUUUUCCGCCACGCCAACGUGGACCCCAACGCGCCGCCAGUGCGGGCUUCGUCUAACACCAGCUCCCCGCUACACUGUCCUGCUGUGGCACGGCCUUGGCCUCAGUUUUGCCCUCUGGAGGGAUUGGUUUUACCCGCUUGCGCGCUCCGUGCGCGUAACGCGGUGAGAAUGCGGAAUCUGACAGGCAUGCCAAGCCGGCCUCAUUCUUUUGCCAUGCCAUGCGGCAUGGGCACCUCUUGCCUCGUCUGGAUGGAUUUUCCCAGGCUAAGCGGCCCACGUUUUUGUUGCGGCACUCUCUCUGUGGGAGUGCCGUUGAUGCCAAGAUUAUGUUACCAUAUUUUCCGACUUAAUCAUGUUUUGCGGAUCAAUGCAAAUGCAUUAUCACCAGCCACAAUGAAAUAUCAUCUUGCAU